CUAGGAGAGCAUUUAAAUAUUAUUAUGUUGGAGUGAACGAAACGCAAGAUGGAAGCAUAUUAUUCUUCCUCGAGUCGAGUAGUAUGACGAUCAUGACCAAACAUUAUAAUUAUCUCGAUGACCAGGGCUGGCUCUGAACCUCGGAAACGCAGCUUGGCCCUUCUUUCUUUCCUCCAAAUACACAACAAUCUUCUCCCCCCAACAAGUGGCGCCCAGCCCAGCCCAGCCCCGCCAGGUAUCUAUUUAUCUAGCAUGCUCCUGCUUGGAAGAGCCGUAUACCCGGCUUGGGUGGUGUUUCUGCUUCGUGUCCAGCUGGUCGAUCCUAUCAAUAAAUUAGGUAACCCGAUGUCCGGUGGCGGUCUCCAAAGUCUUGUCCUUCUCCUUCAACAUGCCGUGCUACUUUAUCAACCAACGAAUAGGUAACCCAUUGUUGAUCCUAAACAUACCGACUCGGCCAGUCUCACUGCCAGACCACUUGUUUCGAAUCAAUCGACCGGGCUUAGCGACCCUUCUGUAUGCCCAAUCAUCCCCCCCCUCUGUUGCCGAGAGAUAGAUUA
Messenger RNA from Aspergillus neoniger CBS 115656, 557 nucleotides. RefSeq lists its product as uncharacterized. The transcript has a single exon. The coding region runs from base 118 to 423 and encodes 101 amino acids. The record is from RefSeq and is a predicted model, not a curated record. Lineage: Eukaryota; Fungi; Ascomycota; Eurotiomycetes; Eurotiales; Aspergillaceae.